AUGGCAGCGGCGGGGACGUUGCGGCCGUCGGUGGCAAGGGCGCUCCGAUGUAUGGGGAUCCGUCUCGACAGGAGCGCUGUCGCAGCCGGCAGUGGGUGGUCAGCGAUGACGAGGGGGUUUGCUGUAUCGGCCGGAAGCGACAUUGUGGAGGCCGCGCCGGGUGUUUCCCUCCAGAAGGCGCGGUCAUGGGAUGAGGGGGUCUCUUCCCAGUUCUCCACUACACCUCUCAAGGACAUCUUCAAGGUUUUCGCAGCUCUCUUCCUCCCUUCCCGUUAUUUACUCAUCCUAGUUUCCGAUUCUCGUUCUUUUCUGUUUUAAUUCGUCGAUUUCACGGUUUCUUCUGAUCCUUCUUUCCUCUGAUGGAAAUUUUCAGGAGAAGAAAGUUGUCAUCUUUGGCUUGCCCGUGAGUUCACUUCUUCAACGUCCCUUCUUCUGUCUUUCUCCUAGAAUAUUAGGUUCCAUUCUUCAAUCUUUCAGAAUUUUAGAAGAAUACAUAUACGUGAAUUUGUUUUUACUCUUCCUAUGUUUACUUGUGGGAUAUCUUAUUUGUUCUUUUAAAUUCAACCAGCACAACGGUUCCCAACUACAUAUUCUUGUUAUCUAUAAAUUUUUCCCAAAGAGUUAAACAAAUAAAGGGUUCGUAUUCUUUUGGAAUUUUCGGGAACUUCUUGGACUCGAAUGUUUAGAGGAUCAUCUUCGGCGGUGUGUAUGAUAUUGCAUUUUUUUAAGAAAGGACAAAAAUAGAUGCAACUGGGUAAUUAGGCCAAGCCCAAUCAUGACAUAUCCGGAAGAAAAUAAACGUCCCCACAGGUUUCUGGCUUUUAAGUUUUCUCAAUAGCUAUGUGGAUUAUUUCCAUAUAACCAUCCAUUGGAUAACGUUUGAACGUAAAUGAAAGAAAGGAGCCGUAGAACACCCCUGGUAAAGAAGAAGUCAUGGGGUGAAUGCAGAAAGAUUCAAAACGAGCUCAUAUCUCAAGCCGCCUCUCUCUAAAGAACUUCUGUAGACGUUAUUUUCUUCCAAAUAGAGAGGUUACAGUGAUGAGUACUAGAAUUCAUCGGCCAAAUACUAAGGAUUCGAGCUUCGUAAGAAGAAAGAAGUCUAAAUUGUCUGGAUCUCGUGGAAAAUGGGACCGCUACUUGUUAGCAGGGAAUGGAAAUUUUUACGCGUCCUUUUGCUAUGAACAUGUGGAUCAGGUGACUAGAAACUUGGACAUUUAUUAACCCAUUUAGAAUUGUCUUAAUGGUCUGAGUUAUAACUCAAGCUACAAAAACUGGUGAUCAAGAUCUGUUUUUUUUCUCUACCCAUUUAGAAUUGGACCCUCCAUAAUUUCGGCCCUAGACUUGUUGGUUUAUGGCGAAAAUGUCUGCUUUGUUAGAACAAUGCGGCUGACAAACUCAUGGUAACCAGUCACAGCAGGCAAGCCCUUGCAGAGGGAACCAUGCUCCUAAUUUCUUCAAAACUCAAUCAGAUUCAUUUCCUCUUAUGGCACAUGAUUAUAUACAUCUUCUGAGUAACUUGAAACCAUUAAUGCUUGGUUAGAUAACUUUUUGUAUUAAGCACUGGGAUGGGUUCACUUCCGGAGAGCCAUGAUUUUGGGAACCUUUAUUUGUUAAGACCGUCUUUUUAUUUUUUCUUACGUUCAAAUGGAUAAAUGAUUAAAACUGGUUGCUGCAGGGGGCUUACACUGGUGUCUGCUCACAGCAGCAUGUCCCAAGCUACAAGAAGAAUGUUGACAAGUUCAAAUCUAAGGGGGUUGACUCUGUCAUUUGUGUGUCUGUUAAUGAUCCAUAUGUCAUGAAUGCCUGGGCUGAAAAACUGCAAGCAAAAGAUGGAGUGAGCACUUUGAGCUUUCCUUAAAACUCAGUGAAACUAUCUGUUGAUCAUUAUCUGGAAUGAAGCGCCCUUUUAAUUAUUUUCUACUUUCACUUAUGGUUUUCCUUAUACUGUGGUCUGUGAGAUUAGCCUACAUAUUCUGAGUGUACUUACAAAAUCCUGCUGCAUAAAGCAAAGUGUGGAGGUAUGAUGAAGACAAAGAAAAGGUUGUGUUAGGCUUUACAUGGACCCAACAGAUGUGAAGGAGUCUUUACUGAAAAAAAUGACUAAAAUUUGCCACGAGAAUCGUAAUACCUGAUUUUCUAUCUUUCUGUGUAAUCUCCAUAUAAUUUAUUUUGUCUUUUUCUUUUAUAGGUUCCUAAAUAGUGAUUCCUCUUAGUUAUUUUGUGCAUGUCUACACCACUCUAGAGGCUUCUCUUGUUAAUGGUACCCUACCGCACAUGUGCUCAUAUUGAUCUUCUUUUUUCAUCUGCGUACCAUCAAUUGUCACAGGAUUUCUUGUCUUACCAUAUCCUCGAAAGCAUCCUUUUCAGCUGCUUCCAAGUAUUUAUAGUAGCCCACUCCAUCCUGUACGCAACGUUUUCCUUGCAAUUAUUGUAGAUAUACAACUCAGUCAGCGGUUUUGGGUGUGGGUGUGGGGGGGGGGGGGUGUUUAUAGAGUAAGCAGGAAAUAGAAGACACGUAAUAUGGCAGUAAGACCCAUUACUUAGGGUUCUUAGUGUGUCUGAAAAUUGACGUGCGAUACUGUAUUAGAUAUCAUGUUAUACAAUUAAUGCACCUUCAAAUAUCAAAAGUUGGAUUUUUGUUUGGUUAUCACAAUUAUGAGGAAUUCAAGUUUUUCUAUUUAUAUUUCUCAUCUUGUGGUGUAAUGUUUAGGAUGCUCAAAUAAUUUCGUCCCAACGUUUCUCUUCCCAUAGCUAAAUCCAAGGUAUUUGUCUGUUUUAUCCAUUUUAGAUUGAAUUUUAUGGGGACUUCGAUGGGAGCUUCCACAAGAGCUUGGACUUGAGCUUGAAUCUUUCAGCUGCUUUGCUUGGACAUCGUUCUCAAAGGUAAGUCCAAGCCUAUCUAAGAUAGCACGUGUCUUUCAUGUCAUGGUAUUUUUGAAGUUUGUCAAAAAUAUACGUUCUUUGUCUGCAAUUCUUCUGUCUAAUCCACAUGGUCCCCUGAAGAGCCUCCUCAUUUGUUUCCUUUUCUGCUGCAGGUGGUCAGCAUAUGUGGUAGAUGGAAAGAUCAAGAACCUAAAUGUAGAGGAAGCCCCUUCAGAAUUCAAGGUUUCUGGUGCUGAUGUAGUUCUGGAUCAGAUUUGA
Molecule: messenger RNA, 3141 nt
Organism: Spirodela intermedia
Lineage: Eukaryota; Viridiplantae; Streptophyta; Magnoliopsida; Alismatales; Araceae
Source: the annotation of a GenBank genome assembly